Molecule: messenger RNA, 1625 nt
Organism: Andrographis paniculata
Lineage: Eukaryota; Viridiplantae; Streptophyta; Magnoliopsida; Lamiales; Acanthaceae
Product: probable xyloglucan 6-xylosyltransferase 5
Exons: 2
Coding region: 54-1412 (452 amino acids)
Biological process (GO): xyloglucan biosynthetic process
Cellular component (GO): membrane; trans-Golgi network; endosome
Molecular function (GO): hexosyltransferase activity
Source: RefSeq, a predicted model, not a curated record
GAGGAAUUAAAAUCUCUGAAAUCGUCGUGAUUUCGUUUAUUUUGAGCUAAUCGAUGGGUUCGGAAGGUCCGUACACUGCACAGAAGCGGAGUGUGGCGGGGCUCCCUACGACGGCGCCGACCGGGAGCGCACGCCGCGCAGCGGCUGCGGCGGUUCAUCCGCGGGGGAAGCAGACACACAAGACCUUCAACAACGUCAAAAUCACGAUUCUCUGCGGAGUAAUCACCAUUCUCGUGCUCCGCGGCACGAUCGGUCUCGGCAGCCUCGUGAUGUACGACAAAGAAGGUGCGAAUCCGCAUCUGACCGAAGAAACGAAUCGGAUCCUGGCGGAGAUCCGAUCCGAUCCAGAAGAUGGAGAGGAAGAGGUCCUGGACCUGAACGCUACGUUUGCCCUAGGGCCUAAAAUCAAAGGAUGGGACGAAGAUCGCAAGGUAUGGCUUCGCAAACAUCCUCUGUUUCCAAAUUACCUUAAUGGAAGACCUAGAAUUUUGCUCGUGACUGGAUCGCCACCUGGUCCGUGCGAAAAUGCAAUUGGGGAUCACUAUCUGUUGAAAGGAUUGAAGAACAAGAUAGAUUACUGUAGGAUUCAUGGAAUUGAGAUUGUGUAUAACAUGGCGAUUCUGGAUAAGGAGAUGUCAGGGCACUGGAUGAAGCUGCCAUUGAUUCGUCGCUUGAUGUUGAGGCAUCCUGAAGCAGAGUGGCUAUGGUGGAUGGACAGUGACGCCAUCUUUACAGACAUGGCGUUUGAGGUGCCUCUUCUCAAGUACAAGGAUCACAACCUGGUCGUCCAUGGCCACCGCGAUUUGCUGUUCGAUCAGAAGUUGUGGGUUGCGCUGAACACCGGCAGCUUCUUGAUCCGAAACUGCCAGUGGUCAUUGGAUCUGUUGGAUGCAUGGGUGCCGAUGGGGCCGAGGGGUCCGAUUCGCGAGGAGGCCGGGAAGGUCUUGACAGCCAAUCUGAAGGGGCGUCCGGCUUUUGAGGCAGAUGAUCAAUCGGCAUUGAUAUAUCUGCUGAUUCUGCAGAAGGAUAAGUGGAUGGACCGAGUUUUUGUCGAGAACUCGUAUCAUCUGCACGGGUUUUGGGAGGGUUUGGUAGAUCGUUUCGAGGAGAUGAUCGAGAAGUAUCAUCUCGGGUUGGGGGACGAGAGGUGGCCUUUCGUUACACAUUUUGUCGGGUGCAAGCCUUGUGGAGCUUACGGGGAUUACCCUGUCGAGCGUUGCUUGAAGAGCAUGGAGAGAGCGUUUAACUUUGCUGAUAACCAAGUGUUGAACUUGUACGGGUUUAGGCACCGGGGGUUGGUGAGCCCGAACGUUAAGAGGAUCCGGAACGAAUCGAAUAAUCCUUUGGCGAAUGUCGAUCGGUUUGAUAUCCGGCAUUCGAUGGAGCGGAGCAACAGCAGAUCGAAGAGUUAGGUAGGCCUUCCGGCGCAAUCUGCUAGCAACAUUACACUGUUGUGUCGUUGCCAAAUACAUGCUCGACUUAGAAGCCGGAUCUCGUUGUGUCAUCACAUGAUUGCAUGUAGUUCAUCACCGUCUGUCGAAGGGAGAAGAUCGAAGAGAUGAGUUCAUCCUUGUACAGAGAGUAGCUCUUGCCCAACGGAUCUUUUCUGGAACGUUGGAAUUCAA